Pipra filicauda (Wire-tailed manakin) is the source of this 5251-nucleotide messenger RNA. RefSeq names its product ADAM metallopeptidase with thrombospondin type 1 motif 3 (gene ADAMTS3). The transcript has 22 exons. Gene Ontology annotation, molecular function: metalloendopeptidase activity. Bases 55 to 3684 code for a protein of 1209 amino acids. Gene Ontology annotation, cellular component: extracellular matrix. The record is from RefSeq and is a predicted model, not a curated record. NCBI's taxonomy places the organism in Eukaryota, Metazoa, Chordata, Aves, Passeriformes, Pipridae. Gene Ontology annotation, biological process: proteolysis; extracellular matrix organization.
AGGAGGGAGCGGGCGGAGCGCGGCCGGGGCCGGGGCGCGGGCGGCCGGCUCGGGAUGGUGCUCCUGCCCCUCUGGGUAGUGGCAGCCGCGCUCCUGGGGGCCCGCGCUGCGCCCGGCCGGCAGGCUGCUAAAGAACAGCAGAUCCAAAUAGAAUUCCGAAAAAGCAGGCCGAGGCCGUACGGUUUGGUGAUUCCCAUUAGCACCAAUGCAGACGGAAGCUACAGCUCCAACAUCCUCUCUGCGAGUCACCAACGGCGAGCGCCGCGGGAGGUGUCCCAGAGCCCCAGACAGCUCUACUUCAACGUCACUGCCUUCGGGAGGGAAUUCCACCUCCGGCUGAAGCCCAACACUCGCCUGCUGGCCCCCGAGGCCGUGGUGGAGUGGUACGAAGACUCUGUGCAAACUGGGAGCGAUGGUGGUAACGCGAGUCACGCUGGGACUGCUACGGAGCGCUUGUGGAAGAGGGAGCCCCUGUGGACCAACUGCGCCUACGUGGGGGACAUCACGGACAUCCCCGGAGCUGCGGUGGCCAUCAGCAACUGUGACGGGCUGGCUGGAAUGAUAAGAACUGAUGAGGAUGAAUACUUCAUUGAGCCCUUGGAAAGAGGAAAGCAAAUGGAAGAGGAGAAGGGAAGGAUCCACAUGGUGUACCGGCGGUCGGCGGUAGCGCAGCAUCCGCCUGACGUGCUCCCCGAUGUCCACACAGAAGGGUCCCUCCUGGGGGUACUGAGUUCCCUGCACGGCCACGUGGAGCAGCAGCUGAACGAGACCCUGCGGCGCCGCCGGCACGCGGGAGACGACGACCACAACAUCGAGGUGCUGCUGGGGGUGGACGACUCCGUCGUCAGAUUCCACGGCAAAGAACACGUCCAAAACUACCUCCUCACCCUCAUGAACAUCGUGAAUGAGAUUUACCACGACGAGUCCCUGGGCGUUCACAUCAACGUCGUGCUGGUCCGAAUGAUCAUGUUGGGGUACGCAAAGUCCAUCAGCCUGAUCGAAAGGGGGAACCCCUCGCGCAGCCUGGAGAACGUGUGCCGCUGGGCCUAUCAGCAGCAGAAGGCGGACCCCGGCCACGCCGAGCACCACGACCAUGCCAUCUUCUUAACCAGGCAAGAUUUUGGGCCCGCUGGUAUGCAAGGAUACGCUCCUGUGACGGGCAUGUGCCACCCGGUCCGGAGCUGCACCCUCAACCACGAGGACGGGUUUUCGUCAGCCUUUGUUGUUGCUCAUGAGACUGGGCACGUGCUGGGCAUGGAGCACGACGGGCAAGGGAACAGAUGUGGGGACGAGACGGCGAUGGGCAGUGUCAUGGCCCCCUUGGUGCAGGCCGCCUUCCACCGCUACCACUGGUCCCGCUGCAGCGGCCAGGAGCUCAGGAGAUACAUCCACUCUUACGACUGUCUGCUCGACGACCCUUUCGAGCACGACUGGCCCAAGCUUCCUGAGCUGCCAGGCAUCAACUAUUCCAUGGACGAGCAGUGCCGCUUCGACUUCGGUGUGGGCUACAGGAUGUGCACAGCGUUCCGAACCUUUGAUCCAUGCAAGCAGCUGUGGUGCAGCCACCCCGACAACCCCUAUUUCUGCAAGACCAAGAAAGGACCUCCCCUCGACGGCACGGAAUGUGCCCCUGGAAAAUGGUGCUACAAAGGUCACUGCAUGUGGAAGAACACCAACCAGCUGAAGCAGGAUGGACACUGGGGACCCUGGACCAAGUUUGGCUCCUGCUCCCGGACCUGUGGAACUGGGGUUCGCUUCCGCACGCGCCAGUGCAACAACCCAAUGCCCAUCAACGGAGGUGAUGACUGCGCCGGGGUCAAUUUUGAGUUCCAGCUGUGCAGCACCGAGGAGUGUCCGAAGCACUUUGAGGACUUCAGGGCACAGCAGUGCCAGCAGCGCAAUUCCCACCUGGAGUUCCGGGGCAGCCGGCACCACUGGCUGCCCUACGAGCACCCCGACCCUCCCAAGAGAUGUCACCUGUACUGCCAGUCCAGGGAAACGGGGGAUGUGGCUCACAUGAAGCAGCCGGUGCAUGAUGGGACUCGCUGCUCCUACAAGGAUCCCUACAGCAUCUGUGUCCGUGGGGAAUGUGUGAAAGUGGGCUGUGACAAGGAAAUUGGCUCCAACAAGGCCGAGGAUCAGUGCGGGGUCUGCGGCGGGGAUGACUCCCACUGCCGGACCGUGAAGGGGACCUUCACCCGCACUCCCAAAAAGCUCGGGUACCUUAAGAUGUUUGAUAUCCCUCCUGGGGCUCGACAUGUGUUUAUCCAAGAAGACGAGGCCUCUCCUCACUUCCUUGUUGCUGUGGUGGAGGCACAACAGGCUCUGCUCUCACUCCUCCCAGCAAUCAAGAACCAGGCUACAGGACACUAUAUCCUGAACGGGAAAGGGGAGGAGGCCAGAUCCCGGUCCUUCAUCGACCUGGGCGUGCAGUGGGAAUACAGCAUCGAGGACGACAUCGAAACGCUGCACACGGACGGGCCUCUGCACGACGCCGUGGUGGUGCUGAUCAUUCCUCGGGAGAACGACACCAGAUCCAGCCUGACUUACAAAUACAUCAUCCACGAGGAUUCGGUGCCGACCAUCCACAGCAACAACGUGCUGCGGGAGGACACGGACACCUUCGAGUGGGCCUUGAAGAGCUGGUCCCAGUGCUCCAAACCCUGUGGUGGAGGGUUCCAGUACACCAAAUACGGGUGCCGCAGGAAGAGUGACAACAAGAUGGUUCAUCGCAGCUUCUGUGAAGGCAGCAAAAAGCCAAAGCCCAUCCGUAGGAUGUGCAACCUGCAGGAGUGCACGGAGCCCCUCUGGGCAGCAGAUGAGUGGGAACACUGCACCAAAACCUGUGGGAAUUCUGGUUACCAGCUACGCACGGUGCGCUGCAUCCAGCCUCUUCCCGACGGCACCAACCGCUCCGUCCACGCCAAGUUCUGCAGCGGGGAUCGCCCUGAGAGCCGCCGGUCCUGCAACCGGGCACCGUGUCCUGCGCCUUGGAAAGCUGGACCCUGGUCCCAGUGCUCAGUGACCUGCGGGGAGGGGACCGAGAGCCGGCAGGUCCUGUGCCGUGCUGGGGACCGGUGCGACGGGGAGCGGCCCGAGUCCGUGAGGGUUUGCCAGCUCGCUCCCUGUGACGAUGAGCCCUGCCUGGGAGACAAAUCCAUCUUCUGCCAGAUGGAAGUGCUGGCCCGGUACUGCUCCAUCCCUGGCUACCACAAGCUGUGCUGCGAAUCCUGCGGGCAGCGCAGCAGCACCUUCCCACCUCCCGGAGCUGCCGGGACCGAGAGGGACACACCGUUGGAUCCGGGCAGCCUGCCGAGGGCUCCGCCAGUGCCCACCCCUGCGGUGCCCCCCCGGGCUCAGCUCCUGCCCAGGAGCAGUUCCCUGGGCCGGCCGCCUCCAGCGACAGAGGAGGCUGAGUGGCACAUCCCACCCUCCAGCCCCGAGCCUAAAGGCACCGGUGUUCCACACCGGAGAGCUCCUCCGGCUGGGAAGACUUCCCGGCUCUUGGCUUUGCUGCACCAGGCCCCUGCCAACAGUAGCAGCCUUGGUCCUCGCAGGGCUCUGCCUCCAGUGCCGGCGGAGAACAUGGCAGCAGGGGCUCCUGCACCAGCCAGGACCUCCGGGAACAGCGAGGAGCACCUUGGGAAGCGAUGGCCUCCAAGGGCUGGCCCUGUGGAUCGAUGAACGGGAAGGCUUUUGGAGGACAGCCAUGGAAACGGGGCUUUGUUGGGCACUCCGGGGGGGAUUCCCUGAGCUCUGGACACCUGGAGUGCACUGUGUGCCCCGGGCAGGACACUGCAGGGCACAGCUCAUCCCCUGGAUAUACAAAGGACAAGAAGUGCUGGUUCACUUUCUGUUGCUCCGGCCUCCUCCUGCCCUCUGUUCCCUGCCCAGCUGGGAUGCACAGAGGAAACCCAAAUAACAUUCCUGGCAGGGAGUAGGAGUCACUGAGGGCUCCGUCCAGUCUGGGCCCAAAGGUGGCCCUGACCUCACCCUCCCCCAUGAUUUUGGGUUCCAAACACUCACCUGGAGGAAACGCCCCACUGCAGGCGGGACCAGACAGCAACACUUGACAAAACACCUUUGCCACAGACCAAGGGAGCCCUCAGGACUUGUUUGGCUCAUCUAUCCCUGGAAAGGGAUGUUGCACAAGCACCUUUGCAGCCGUUGAGUAAAUCCUGGACAGGGCAGGAAAUCAGGGUUAUCAUAAGAGUUUUGUGCUGUCACACAACUGUUUACCUGUGUUGUUCUGCUCCAUGGACAUUCCAAGGGGCUGGUGUUUAAAGCAGCAUUAGCAUAAAAGGAGGGGUUUCAUUUGCAUAGGAUUUAAACUGCUGGCACAAGGGGCUUGGGGGGUUUGGGGCAUCAUCAGUGCGAUGCUUGAUUCUGAAAUACAGAAACCCUGUAGAUACUGCAAGUGCUGUCCUGGUCCCAGGCCAAAGGGGUUCCCAGCUGCCCCCCACGUCCGUGCUGAACCAGCACCCAGAGGCCGAACAGGCGCCGCCGAGACUUCAAAGAGAGGAUUUUUUUCCUGACGGGAAGCAUGGAUUUCAAGGCCUGAGAGAUGUUUCUUUCCAGCAUGGUUCACCUCCAAACCUCCCCGAGCACGGCGCAUCCGACUGCAAUCAUUAAUUUAUGCCAAUCCCCACCUUGUCUCAGCCCCACCGGCCACGCUCCCUCCGGCCCAUUGCUGUAAAGGACUUGUAUAGGGGAGUGAGAGCUACAGAUAUUUAUUAAAAAGUGGAUUUCUUGACAGUAUUUUAUGUACUAAGUAUUUACGCCGAGGGCAGGUGACUCUUGUUUUUGCCAAGAUCAAAUCCAGAGAUGGAAUUAGAUGCUGUGUUGUAGGGACAGAAUGGAAAUUUAAGCUACUAAACUGCUGUAGAGAAAUGGUUGAUUUGUAUUCUUUAAAAAGAUGACAGGGUUUUGUCACAGGCCUCUCAUUUCUCAGUGGGCUAUUAAAGUUUCACAUGCAAUUGCUGCCCCCCCGUAAGGAAUCCCCAUUUAAUGCUGUGAAGUGAUUGGGGCCCCGAAGAUCCAAUUCUGGCAACAUCUUGGUGCCCCUGUGGGGUCCCUCAGAGGAAAGAAGAGUGGCAAUGGCUCAGCAGAGGUUUCCAGCCCCCAGUGCAGAUAAUCCUUGGACCCUUGAAUUUCCUUUCUUCCAAGCUCAUUGCUCUGUCUGUCAGGUGUCCACUCCUGAUGCUGUGUGUGUAUUGGGGAGCACAUGACAAUAAAACCUUUAACAUCCCAA